Electrophorus electricus (electric eel) is the source of this 4108-nucleotide messenger RNA. It is a transcript of the gene erbb2, whose product is annotated as erb-b2 receptor tyrosine kinase 2. Gene Ontology annotation, molecular function: transmembrane receptor protein tyrosine kinase activity; ATP binding. The record is from RefSeq and is a predicted model, not a curated record. Gene Ontology annotation, cellular component: plasma membrane; basal plasma membrane; signaling receptor complex. Gene Ontology annotation, biological process: multicellular organism development; positive regulation of MAPK cascade; positive regulation of kinase activity. NCBI's taxonomy places the organism in Eukaryota, Metazoa, Chordata, Actinopteri, Gymnotiformes, Gymnotidae.
UCAAUCGUCCGUGAGUGCCAAUGCCCCGCCUAGGUCUUCCACGGGAGCGCGCCUGGAACACGCGUUACUACCGAUACUGACAAGUUGAGCGCACUGGAUCUUGGCAGGAAGUUGUAUAGAGUCGAAGGAAAAAUACGAGAAUAUUUUUAAACGCAUCUUUACGUAAAUACCGAAACACUGAAUCAGAGAGCUGAGUCUCGCCGAAGGCAUUGCAAGGUAACGAAUCAAAGAUUAUGGACUAAUGGUGGUCGAAACAGAUGGAGGCGGCAAGAAGUUUUCAGUUUGUCUGGAUCCUGGUGAUUUUGGGAAUUACGAGAACCGCGGGCAGAGAAGUAUGUCUGGGCACUGAUAUGAAGCUAGCCUUACCCUCCAGUCUGCAGAACCACUAUGAAAUGUUACGACUGCUUUACACUGGCUGCCAGGUCGUCCAUGGCAAUCUGGAAAUCACACACCUACAAGGGACACCAGACCUUUCCUUCCUGCAGGGAAUCGUGGAGGUCCAGGGCUACGUGUUCAUCUCUCGCGUCUCCGUGCCCGUGCUUCCACUGGACAGCCUGCGCAUUAUCCGGGGGAGUCAGCUGUACAACGGGAGCUAUUCUCUAGCCGUGCUGGACAACCCAGGCGUCAGGAAGCUACAGCUCCGCAGCCUCACAGAGGUCCUACUGGGAGGCGUGUAUAUUCGGGGGAACCCUCAGCUGUGUUUCCCUGACCCCAAGAAGAUUGACUGGAAGGAUAUUGUAGGGGGGCAGCAGCUGGGCAAGUCGAUGUGGCUGCAGUCAGCAGCACCCUACUGCCCGUAUUGUUCGUCGGCUUGUGGCUCCAGAGGCUGUUGGGGAGAGACGGCGACAGACUGCCAGACACUGACCCACAUCGACUGCGCUUCGGGGUGUAUGCGCUGUAAGGGCCCCAAGGCGAGCGACUGCUGCCACGUGCAGUGUGCCGCAGGCUGCGCUGGACCUAAAGACUCAGACUGCCUGGCUUGUCGUCAUUUCAAUGACAGUGGCACGUGUAAAGACAACUGUCCUCCCCCGACCGUUUACGACCCGAUGACCUAUCAGUCCAAACCAAACCCCAACAAGAAGUUCAGCUUUGGAGCCACCUGCGUGAAGCAAUGUCCCUAUAACUACUUAGCCAUGGAGGUGGCAUGUACCAUGGUUUGCCCCAAAUACAACCAUGAAGUCAUCAUCAAACAGCCAGAUGGCCAGGAGACCCAGAAAUGUGAAAAGUGUGAGGGCGAUUGUCCUAAAGUGUGUUACGGUCUGGGUAUGGGUAGUCUCCAGGGUGUAUCUGUGGUGAACAGGUCUAACAUUGGCUUGUUCAGCGGCUGUGAAAAAGUCUAUGGUAGUCUGGCCUUCCUCAGCGACUCCUUCAAAGGGGACUCAUUGACCAACAUGUCCGGCCUACAGCCCGCAGACCUGCAGGUUUUCCGCACCUUGGAGGAGAUCACAGGCUAUCUGUACAUCGAAGCAUGGCCGGAUAACUCCACGGACCUGGGCGUGUUUGAGAAACUCAAAGUCAUACGAGGACGAAUGCUUUACAAGGGGGUAUUCUCUCUGGGGGUGCAGUCUCUGCACAUCGAGUCCCUGGGUCUUCGCUCUCUCCGCAGCGUCAGUGGGGGUCUGGUGCUCGUUCACAAUAACUCUCGUCUGUGCUACACCUCAUCAUUGCCAUGGGCCAGUCUGCUUUACCCCAGCCAGGAGCUCAACCUUGUCAGUAGCAACAACCAAGACCCACAGACCUGCGUGGCAGAGGGACACGUGUGUCACCCACUGUGCAUGGAUGGGGCAUGCUGGGGUCCAGGGCCAGGCCAGUGUGUAUCGUGUGUGUCCUAUGAGCGCAACGGCGAGUGUGUGGAGCAGUGUAACGUACAGCACGGCUCUGUCAGGGAGUUCAUCGAUGGCUCCUCCUGUCUUGCCUGCCACACGGAGUGUAGACCAAUCAACGGCUCUUCUUCCUGCAUUGGCCCGAGCAAUACCCAGUGCAUGGAGUGCCUGCACUACCAGGAUGGUGAGGCAUGUGUGUAUCGCUGUCCCAGCGGUGUGAAGGAUGGACAGUACACCGUGUGGAAGUACAGCAACGAGAGCGACCACUGUGUGCCCUGUCCAACCAACUGCACCGUUUCUUGUCCUCAGGAUGAGAGAGGAUGUCCAAUUCACCAGAAAUCUGGGCCCGGAACCACAAUAGCCGCCGUGAUUGGCGGUGUGGUUCUGUUCCUCAUUCUACUGGCUCUGCUGGCGUUUUACAUUCGCCGACAGAAACAGCUGAAGAGGAAAGAAACACUAAGGAGAAUCCUUCAAGAGCAUGAGCUGGUGGAGCCGCUGACUCCAAGCGGAGCGAUGCCGAACCAGGCCCAGAUGCGCAUCCUAAAGGAGACGGAGCUGAAGAAACUCAGGAUUCUGGGUUCAGGAGCAUUUGGUACUGUCUACAAGGGCGUCUGGACUCCUGAUGGAGAGAAUGUGAAGAUCCCAGUAGCCAUUAAAGUUUUGCGUGAGAACACAUCCCCAAAAGCCAACAAGGAAAUUCUAGACGAGGCCUACGUCAUGGCAGGUGUAGCCAGCCCAUAUGUGUGUCGUUUGUUGGGUAUUUGCCUGACCUCCACCGUGCAGCUGGUCACCCAGCUGAUGCCCUACGGCUGCCUGCUGGACUACGUCCGUGAGAAUAAGGACCACAUCGGCUCCCAGUACCUCCUCAACUGGUGUGUGCAAAUUGCCAAGGGCAUGAGUUACCUGGAAGACGUGAGACUGGUUCACAGGGACCUUGCAGCACGCAACGUCCUGGUGAAGAGCCCCAACCACGUGAAGAUCACAGACUUCGGCUUGGCCCGCCUCCUGGACAUAGACGAGACAGAGUACCAUGCAGAUGGGGGAAAGGUACCUAUCAAAUGGAUGGCACUGGAGUCUAUUCUGCACAGGAAAUUUACUCACCAGAGUGACGUGUGGAGUUACGGGGUCACCGUGUGGGAGCUGAUGACCUUUGGCAUGAAGCCAUAUGACCUCAUUCCAGCACGGGACAUUCCGGAACUCCUAGAAGGGGGAGAGAGGCUCCCUCAGCCUCUCAUCUGUACCAUAGAUGUUUACAUGAUCAUGGUCAAAUGUUGGAUGAUUGAUCCGGAGAGCCGACCCAAAUUCAAGGAGCUGGCGACUGACUUCAGCGCUAUGGCGCGCGACCCUCCACGCUACGUAGUCAUCCAGAAUGAUGAGCAGAUGAGCCUGUCUAGUCCGGUGGACAGCCAGUUCUUCCGCACACUGCUGGCUGAAGAGGGUGGGAACGUGAAAGAGCUCCUGGAUGCUGAGGAGUACCUGGUACCACAGCCGGGCUUCUUCAGCUCACCAGGGCAGAGUUCAGGCAACGGGCCCAGUAGACACCACUCCCACAGGAGCACAGAUCUGGUUCUGGAGGUGGAUGGAAUGCCAAGUGGGCGGAGCAUGCACUCCUCAGCGAGCACACUGGGGCGUGGCCAGUACCCAACACUAACUGUAGGAGCCACAGCCAAUGGAAUGUGGGGUGGGGCCCAAUACCCCUCGCUAGUCCGGAGCACCUCCUACCGCUCUGCUGGUGGCCACUCAGACUCUGUGUUUUUGGAUGGGACCGGGGAGGAGGGCGGGCCUCCCUCCAGCCCCGGACGCUACAGUAAAGAUCCCACUUUCCCCACCUACAUGGAUGGAGACCUGGAGACAGACAGGCCUGUCAGCUACCUGUCUCACACACUGCCCCGGAAGACGCACACGCAGCCAGAGUAUGUGAACCAGGACGUCCCCUCUGAGCGACCCAGUACGCUGCCCCGUAAAGCGAGAGAUAGACGCAUGCCCAACGGCCUCUGUACCGGGCACAGCGUGGAGAACCCGGAGUACCUGGUGCCCAUGGGCAACACCACACCCACGUUGCCUGCCUUUGACAACCCCUAUUACCUGGAUAUCCUGGCCAGGGCCAAGGUCUCAGCUGGGGUGUCGACAAGCAGCGAGGACCCUGCCCACAGGCACCUGAAUGGCUAUGUGACCCCCACUGCAGAAAACCCAGAGUACCUGGGGCUAGCAGACACCUGGAGUGGCCAACGAGAUUACACCUGAGAGAGAGAGAGAGAGAGAGAGAGAGAGAGAGAGAGAGAGAG